GCUGGUAUGAAUCAUAUGGACCUAAUAGAGUCAUAGUAAGAGAGGGUCAUAUGCCUGAUGCAUUCUACUUCAUUCUAUCCGGUUCGGCUCUGGUGAGUGUACCCACGCCCGGGGAAGUCAAACCUAAGAUAUUGGCCAUCUUACUACGAGGUGACAGUUUCGGGGAAUUAGCUAUUCUGAAUCAAAGCAAGCGUACAUCAACAGUUACCACUAGGGAGAAUGUCGAGAUGUUCGUCAUUUCUGCAGAGGAUUUUACUAAUAUCGUGAUGUCUGGAAACAGUAAGAUGCUUCAAGAUCCGGGAACAGCGACAUUUAUGAGGAGUGUUGAGUUCUUGAAGGAAUGGCCGCUGAAUAAAAUCGAAAACAAUCCAAAGAAAUGCGUCUUCAACUUCUUCAGGAAAGACACGGUCCUCGUAAGAGAUAGCAAGUUGUCUGAAUGGAUCUAUGUCGUCAAAUCGGGAAGCUGUUCUGUUCUGAAGCAACUAAAGAACGUCGAACCCGAACUUUAUCCUAAGAAGCGGGAACCAAGUAAAGAUGAGAGAGCGACGUCAUCAAGGCACAAGCAACUCCUAUUGGAUCGAGAACGUUCAUUCACGAAUCGCCGGAUGAUUGCCGCGCGUGCGCAGAGGGAAUCACUGUAUAAUCGAGGAAUGGAUCUACCCUAUCUCAUGAUGAACGAGGAGCUGACGGAAGGACUUGCACCAAACAGGAAUAGGAGUACCACCAUUCUUGCUGGUGAAGAUGGGACGGACAAUAUCGAAGAGCAAAAGAGAGAGGAGAAAUGGAUGGAAGAGCUGGAAGAAGGUGGCGCCCUCAACGACAUGAAGGAGAGUUUGUUGUAUCCGUUGAUUGAAGUUGAGAGGAAAGACGAAGGUAUGAUAAUCGCUCACUAUGUAACUCUUGAAAGAAAGAAGAAAAAACACUAUUUUAGGAAUAUCACGUGAUGUGAAGUCACUCAUGAAUAAAGAAGUUCCACAUGUUUUAGUCUUGUAGAAAAAGAAUACACAAUUAAACUAUUUCAUACAACACCUACGUGGAUCCUUGUCAUUUGAUUGGAGGAUUGUUGGUCACAUGAUAUUCAAUAGAUGUUCUAUUGCACGGGCGUGAUUUUGCUUAUAUUCGCCGUGCAUUUUUGGUUAUAUGCAGACUGCGUACCUCUCUGCCGUAUC
Messenger RNA from Strongylocentrotus purpuratus (purple sea urchin), 1169 nucleotides. RefSeq lists its product as uncharacterized. The coding region runs from base 51 to 944 and encodes 297 amino acids. The transcript is spliced from 9 exons. The record is from RefSeq and is a predicted model, not a curated record. NCBI's taxonomy places the organism in Eukaryota, Metazoa, Echinodermata, Echinoidea, Camarodonta, Strongylocentrotidae.